AUGGCUCCUGCUGGGAACCAGAGCAGUGGUGUGACUGAGUUCAUCCUGGCAGGUUUCCCGAAUCUCAACAGCACAAAAGCAGAAUUAUUUUCUGUCUUCCUCCUUGUCUAUCUGCUGACUCUAACAGGCAAUGUGUUGAUUGUCGGGGUGGUAGGAGCUGAUACUCGCCUGCAGACUCCCAUGUAUUUCUUUCUGGGUAAUCUGUCCUGCUUAGAGAUCCUGCUCACUUCUGUCAUCAUUCCCAAGAUUCUGAGCAAUUUCCUCUCAAGGCAACACACAAUUUCUUUUGCUGCGUGCAUUACCCAAUUCUAUUUCUACUUCUUUCUUGGGGCCUCUGAGUUCCUGCUGUUGGCUGUCAUGUCUGUGGAUCGCUACCUGGCCAUCUGUCACCCCCUGCAGUACCCCUUGCUCAUGAAUGGUACUGUGUGCUUUCAGGUGGCCUUGGCCUGCUGGAUGGGGGGACUCCUCCCUGUGCUUGGCCCCACAGUGGUUGUGGCCUUGCUUCCCUUCUGUGAACAGGAUGCUGUGGUGCAGCACUUCUUUUGUGAUAGUGGCCCACUGCUCCGCCUGGCAUGCACCAACACCAAGAAGCUGGAGGAAACUGACUUUGUCCUUGCCUCUCUUGUCAUUGUAUCCUCACUGAUGAUUACUGCUGUGUCCUAUAGCCACAUAGUCCUGGCUGUCCUGCGCAUCCCGUCUGCUUCAGGUCGUCAGAAGGCCUUCUCUACCUGUACCUCCCACUUGAUGGUGGUGACUCUCUUCUAUGGAAGUGCCAUUUUUCUCUAUGUGAGGCCAUCACAGAGUGGCUCUGUGGAUACUAACUGGGCGGUGACAGUGGUAACAACAUUUGUGACACCACUGCUGAAUCCAUUCAUCUAUGCCUUGCGCAAUGAGCAAGUCAAGGAAGCUUUGAAAGACAUGUUUAGGAAAGUGGUAGCAGGCUUUUGGGGGGAUCUUUUACUUGCUAAGAAUUUCAGUAAGGAAACAGUGGGGUGA
Molecule: messenger RNA, 996 nt
Organism: Ceratotherium simum simum (southern white rhinoceros)
Lineage: Eukaryota; Metazoa; Chordata; Mammalia; Perissodactyla; Rhinocerotidae
Gene: OR6S1
Product: olfactory receptor family 6 subfamily S member 1
Biological process (GO): G protein-coupled receptor signaling pathway
Cellular component (GO): membrane
Molecular function (GO): olfactory receptor activity; G protein-coupled receptor activity
Source: RefSeq, a predicted model, not a curated record